Purpureocillium lilacinum is the source of this 1617-nucleotide messenger RNA. RefSeq lists its product as uncharacterized. Gene Ontology annotation, cellular component: nucleus. Lineage: Eukaryota; Fungi; Ascomycota; Sordariomycetes; Hypocreales; Ophiocordycipitaceae. The record is from RefSeq and is a predicted model, not a curated record. Gene Ontology annotation, molecular function: mRNA binding.
AUGACGGAACCCGAGAACUUUGAGGAGGACCUCUUCGCCGACCUCUACGACGACAAUGACGCCUCCAAGGGAGCCCCUGCUCCUCCGCCCGCGGCAGCACCCGUGAACGACGCCCCCGGUGAUAGUGGCGAAGCCGCAGCAUCUAUGACGAGAGACGCCGAGAACGCAGCAGGCGGUGAAGAAAUGGUACACGAUGCUGAAGACGAUGACGAUGAUGACGAGGUCGAUUUCAACCUUGGCGGUGGCAGCACGGUGGCAGCACCCGCACCCCAACACGACGAUACCCCCUCCACGCCUCCGUACGGAACCGUUCACAAGGCAAGCGCCAAAGAAGACGGAAAAAUGUUUAUCGGUGGAUUGAAUUGGGAAACUACAGAUCAAUCCCUGAGAGACUACUUCUCGCAGUUUGGCGAGGUCGUCGAGUGCACCGUCAUGCGUGACAGCAGCACUGGCCGGUCUCGCGGUUUCGGCUUCCUGACCUUCAAAGACGCCAAGACGGUCAACAUUGUCAUGGUCAAGGAACACUUCCUGGACGGCAAGAUUAUUGACCCCAAGCGGGCCAUUCCGCGAGACGAGCAGGAAAAGACUAGCAAGAUCUUCGUCGGAGGUGUCAGCCAGGAGACGACGGACCAGGAGUUUCGGGACUACUUUGCGCAGUUUGGACGGGUCGUGGACGCCACUCUGAUGAUGGACAAGGACACGGGCCGUCCCCGUGGCUUCGGCUUCGUCACUUUUGAGAGCGAGGCCGGCGUCGACGCCUGCAUUAACGUGCCCCUAGAGAUCCACGGCAAGCCCGUCGAGGUCAAGAAGGCCCAGCCGCGCGGCAACCUGCGCGAGGAGGAAGAGGCGGCCAAGCGCAACAAGUUCCGCAAGGACGAGCAGUCGGGCCAGGGCGGCAUGGGCGGCGGGCAGCAGAUGGGCGGCGCCACCAACGGCAUGACGCCCCAGCUCAUGGCGCAGUACUUCCAGCGCAUGCAGCAGUACUUCAACAUGAUGCAGAGCCAGAUGGCCAUGAACCGGGGCAUGCAGAUGAACCCCGCAAUGUGGCAGCAGAUGAUGCAGAUGCAGCAGAUGCAGCAGCAAAUGAUGGCCGGCCGCGGCGGCGGACCGGGCGGCGCCGGCAACAACCCGCAGAACAUGAUGGGGGGAGGCAACAUGAACCCGCAGAUGAUGCAGCAGAUGCAGCAGCAGAUGAUGCAGAUGCAACAGCAACAACAGCAACAGCAGCAAGGCGGACAGCAGCAGCAGCCCCAGGGCGGCGACCAGGGCAACUACGGCGGCGGAUUCCAGCAAGCUCCGCCCCAGGGCCCGGGAGGCGGCCGGCGGGGAGGCCGGGGUGGCGGCUACGGCGGCGGAGGAGGAGGCGGUGGCUACGGCAUGGGCGGCGGCGGCGGCGCCCCGACGUCGUGGGAGGGCAUGUACGACGACGUGCCGCAGCCGGGUGCCGGCCAGGGAGGCUUCCGCCGGGGCGGCAGCGGCUCCCAGGGCACGCCCGACCCCCAGAACGCGCCACCGGCCAACGCGCCCACCGGGCCCAAGAACGCCGGCCGUCCGGGCGCCAACUAUCGCGGCGGCGGCCGCGGCGGCAACAGGGGCUUCCACCCGUACGCACGGUAG